Homo sapiens (human) is the source of this 6282-nucleotide messenger RNA. RefSeq names its product zinc finger protein 766 (gene ZNF766). Bases 28 to 1434 code for a protein of 468 amino acids. The transcript is spliced from 4 exons. Gene Ontology annotation, cellular component: nucleus. Lineage: Eukaryota; Metazoa; Chordata; Mammalia; Primates; Hominidae. The record is from RefSeq and is marked validated. Gene Ontology annotation, biological process: regulation of DNA-templated transcription.
AGACCCGGAAGUGGAUGGCGUGGAGAUAUGGCGCAACUGCGGCGCGGACACUUGACAUUCAGGGACGUGGCCAUAGAAUUCUCUCAGGAGGAGUGGAAAUGCCUGGACCCUGUGCAGAAGGCUUUAUACAGGGAUGUGAUGUUGGAGAACUACAGGAACCUGGUCUCCCUGGGAAUCUGUCUUCCUGACCUGAGUAUUAUCUCCAUGAUGAAGCAAAGGACAGAGCCCUGGACUGUGGAGAAUGAAAUGAAAGUAGCAAAAAAUCCAGAUAGGUGGGAAGGUAUCAAAGAUAUCAACACAGGGAGGAGCUGUGCAGUGAGAAGCAAAGCAGGAAACAAGCCUAUUACAAAUCAACUUGGAUUAACCUUUCAGUUACCUCUGCCAGAACUGGAGAUAUUUCAAGGUGAAGGGAAGAUUUAUGAAUGUAAUCAAGUUCAAAAGUUCAUCAGCCACAGUUCUUCAGUUUCGCCACUUCAAAGAAUUUACUCUGGGGUCAAAACCCACAUAUUUAAUAAACAUAGGAAUGAUUUUGUUGAUUUUCCAUUGCUGUCACAAGAACAGAAAGCACACAUUAGGAGAAAACCUUACGAAUGUAAUGAGCAGGGCAAAGUCUUCAGAGUGUCUUCAAGCCUUCCUAAUCAUCAAGUAAUCCACACUGCAGAUAAACCUAACAGAUGUCAUGAAUGUGGUAAAACCGUCAGGGACAAGUCAGGCCUCGCAGAACAUUGGAGAAUUCGUACAGGAGAGAAACCUUACAAAUGUAAAGAGUGUGGCAAGCUCUUCAAUCGAAUUGCAUACCUUGCACGACACGAGAAAGUGCAUACUGGAGAGAGUCCUUACAAAUGUAAUGAGUGUGGCAAGGUCUUCAGUCGAAUUACAUACCUUGUACGACAUCAGAAAAUUCAUACUAGAGAGAAACCUCAUAAAUGUAACAAAUGUGGCAAGGUUUAUAGUAGCAGUUCAUACCUAGCACAACAUUGGAGAAUUCAUACAGGAGAGAAACUUUACAAAUGUAAUAAAUGUGGCAAAGAAUUUAGUGGGCAUUCAAGCCUCACCACCCAUCUGUUAAUCCACACUGGAGAGAAACCUUACAAAUGUAAAGAAUGUGACAAAGCUUUUAGGCACAAGUUCUCCCUGACAGUUCAUCAGAGAAAUCAUAAUGGAGAGAAACCUUAUAAAUGUCAUGAAUGUGGCAAAGUCUUCACUCAAGUUUCACAUCUUGCACGACAUCAGAAAAUUCACACUGGAGAGAAACCUUACAAAUGUAAUGAGUGUGGCAAAGUCUUCACUCAGAAUUCACACCUUGCAAAUCAUCAGAGAAUCCACACUGGAGAGAAACCUUACAAAUGCCAUGUGUGUGGUAAGGUCUUUAGGCACAGUUCAUGGUUUGUACAGCAUCAGAGAAGUGUUCAUGAGAGAGUCCUUACAAACUGAGUUUGGCAAACUCUAUCAUAAGUUCUAGCAGUAAUCAACAUCCGAGAGUCUAUACUAGAAAGAAAUCAUUUAAAUGUACUAUAUGUGGCACAGGCUGUAUCGAGACCUACCAAAUCACUAGACAUCGAAACAUUCAUCUUUGGUGAAACCACACAAAUGGAUUGUGUGUGCCAAGGCCAACAAGUCAAAAUAUGUUGAACCUAAUGAUAUGAUGUGUAUAAAGGGUGCAAGGACACGUGGAAAUGAUCUGUAAUAUUCGGGUUAUUAAAAAUGUAAUUGGCUGGGCGCAGUGGCUCACACCUGUAAUCCUAGCACUUUGGGAGGUUGAGGCAGGUGGAUCACAAGGUCAGGAGUUUGAGACCAGCCUGGCCAAUAUGGUGAAACACCAUAUCUACUAUAAAUACAAAAAAAUUAGCCAGGCGUGGUGGCACAUGCCUGCAAUCCCAGCUACUCGGGAGGCUGAGGCAGGAGAAUUGCUUGAAUCCAGGAGGCAGAGGUUGUUGCAGUGAGCUGAGAUCGCGCCACUGCACUCCAACCUGGGUGACAGAGCGAGACUCCGUCUCAAAAAAAAAAAAAAAUUAUUUGGGUUUGAAAGGCCAGGGGCAGUGGUUCAUGCCUAUAAUCUCAGCACAAUAGAAAGCCAAGACAGGAGGGUCACUUGAUGCCUGGAGAUCAAGAUAAGUAUGGGCAACGUAGCAAGGCCCAUCCCUACAAAAUAAAAAAAAUAAGCCAGGCCCUUGGCAUGUGUCUGUAGUUCCAGCUACUCAAGAGGCCGAGGCAAGAGGAUUGCUCAAGCCCAGGAGUUUGAGAGUUUGAGCAGUGAGCUCUGAUCUUGCCAUUUGUACUCCAGCUUGGGUGACAGAGCGAGACCCUGUCUCAAAAGAAAAAAAAGGCUAGUUUUUAUGACUUCAACCUGAACUUUGAAAUUUCUUCAUGUGCCUUCCCUACAGGCCUUUCACUGUGGUCUGGGAAAGAAUCAGUAAGAUGACAGGGCUGACUUCAUUAGAUGAGGAGCGUUUCUAUCCAGUUUCCUGGAGGAAUAAGGACACUGCCUUUUCAGAUUAAAGAUUGUCUGAUUUAGAGACCAUGGAGGUGGACAGAGAAUAACAAAACCGUGAUGGCAGUCAUCAUGCUUAUUGCAGUUAGCACACACUUUUCCUGACAGGCACAGUGCUGCUGUGCUCUACAAAUGACCAUGAAAUAGAGCACGCCAUGACUUUAGGACACAGGGAUUUUUAUGGGAAGAGAGUUCAUCAGGGACUGAUUACGUAGGAGAGACGAUGCAGGGGAAAUGGUGGCCACCGUCUCCAUUGAAUAGCAAUAGCUGCUGUUUAGCAAAGACUGAUUAAAAAGUACUCUGAUUUUUCAAAUGGAAGAGAGAACAGUUAAAUCAGAGUAGAGAGUUUAAUCAAAACUACCAGUGGAACAUGUUCUUGAGUAGGAUUCACAUUUAACUGCUGGCAUAAUUUGCAACUGUUGGAUUUUCUCAUGUUUGGAACAAUAAAGUUGAAAUUUUCCAAAGUGUGAAUGAUUUACCUUCUUUCUACCAAUAUUGUUUUAUCUCGUCUCAGGAGGAUACUUUAUAGCAGACAAUAAUAAGGCACCAUUAGGAUUUUUAAAUUAAUUUAUUUUUAAAAUUAAAGUUCUAGUGUACAUGUCCACAACAUGCAGGUUUGUUACAUAGGUAUACAUGUGCCAUAUUCGUUUGCUGCACCCAUCAACUUGUCAUUUACGUUAGAUAUUUCUCCUAAUGUUAUCCCUCUGCCAGCCCCCCACCCCCCGACAGGCCCCGGUGUGUGAUGUUACCCGCCUUGUGUCCAGGUGUUCUCAUUGAUCAAUUCCCACCUAUGAGUGAGAACAUGGGGUGUUUGGUCUUCUGUCACUGUGAUAGUUUGCUGAGAAUGAUGGUUUCCAGCUUCAUCAAUGUCCCUGCAAAGGACAUGAACUCAUCCUUUUUAUGGCUGCAUAGUAUUCCUUUUUUUUUUUUUUUUUUGAGAUGAAGUUUUGCUCUGUCACUCAGGCUGAAGUGCAAUGGCACGAUCUUGGCUCACUGCAUCCUCUGCCUCCCGGGUUCAAGUGAUUCUCCUGUCUACACCUCCCAAGUAGCUGGAUUACAGGCAUGCACCACCAUACCCGGCUAAUUUUUUUGUAUUUUUAGUAGAGAUGGGGUUUCACCAUGUUGGCCAGGCCGGUCUCGAAGUCCUGACCUCGGGUGAUCCAGCCACCUCGGGUUCCCGAAGUGCUAAGAUUACAGGCAUGAGCCACGGCGCCUGGCCAGGAUUUUUAAGGUUGAAGCAUCCACAACAAUUUUGUGUGUGAAAUGAAAUGACAUGCACUUUUGGGUAUAUACACUUGGGUAAGUAUGAUUUUGGGUAAUAAUACUUAGUACUUAAGUUAUUCUCUCUACUCUUUGUUUUUGUUUUUUGUUUGUUUUGUUUUGUUUUGAGAUGGAGUUUCGCUCUUGUUUCCCAGGCUGGAGUGCAAUGGUGUGAUCUCGGCUCACCGCAACCUCCGCCUUCCAGGUUCAAGUGAUUCUCCUGCCUCAGCCUCCCGAGUAGCUGGGAUUACAUGCAUGUGCCACCAUGCCCAGCUAAUUUUGUUUUUUUAGUAGAGACAGGGUUUCUCCAUAUUGGUGAGGCUGGUCUCGAACUCCUGACCUCAGGUGAUCUGCCCACCUCGGCCUCCCAAAGUGCUGGGAUUAUAGGCAUGAGCCACCACACUUGGCCUACCUCUCUACUCUGCCCUAAGAUGCUUUUGUGGGUAAAGUGAAAAUCACAUAACAGUGCAGCUUCAUCAUCAUAUGCCCUCAAUGUUCAUCACUGUUGAUAAACAUGCACUGUAUUAUGUUUCUGUGUGCCUUUUUCUUGUGUGCCAAGUAAGACCCAUGGCAGGCACCUUCAUUUUCAGGAAGCGAAAAUACAGAUACAGUAAUAUGGAAAAUAGGACAAAGUGUGGACUUCAGGAUGAAAAUAUUGUAACAAUCUUGCUGUUGACCUCGUAGCGCUCAGUGACAUAAUUUGAAAAAAUAUUAAUGUUCAGAAAUGUUCUCUUGAGGAUGAACACACAGAUUGGGAAUUUCGUUUUGCUUUGGUAGAUUAACUAGAAACUUCACAUUUUCACCCUUAUAACCUUUUUGGUAAUUUGAACUUUUGAUCAUUCUUCUGGAACUGCUUUGACAUCCACCUGAAGUUUGGUUUGGGUAUUGAGAAUGAUGAUGCCAUUCACUAAUGUGAUCUCAAAAUGUUUACUCCAUAAUGAGGCUUUCUGGGGAGAGCAGGGUAGACUUCCCCGGUUGGUCCAAAUAUGACUAGGGAAUCGGCAUAGGUGACUGGCUUGGGGUAUGAUGAUUGUUAAGGGAUAGGGCUUGGGCAGGGGUGCCCACUUGUGGUUUGAACUUUCAGCUGGUGCCAAAGGAGUGGGCACUGAGGAUUUUUCAGUUGACCAGAUGGGCAGAAUAGGAAGAGGGAGUGCAGAGGUGUAAAAGGCGUUGGUGUUCAGACAUCACAAAAUGCAGUCAACUCUAGGACAACUCUAGCUUCCUCUGGAAGCUCCUGCCAUCUUGGUUAGGAAAGACUCUGAUUUUCUUCAUGAUAAUAUCUUACGUUCCUUUUAUAGUUACAGAUACAGGUCUCAUUGCACAAUAUGAUUGUUGAAAACACUUGUGAAAUUUUUUUAGUAAAAUUGCCUAAGAUACUUUUUAUAGUAGACAAUGAAAAUUAGUGUGUGGGUUUAUAAUAAAUAUAAUGUAUUAUAUAAUAUGAUUAAAAUAUAUUUGUUAUAAAUAUGAUAUUACUAGAAGAGCAUUUUUCCAAAAGCUAUGGAAAUGUCAUUUUCCCGUUACAGCAUCAAGCAAUAUAUUCCAUGGUUCAUUUUCAACUCUAAUAAAAUUAUAUUUUGUGUUUAUAUAUGCACGUAUAGACACAUAUAUAAUAUUUUUUUUUUACUUUUUUCUUUUUCUGUACAUUGCAUCCAGAUGCUAUGCUUGUUUGUUUUUUUUUUUGAGACAGAGUCUUGCUCUGUCACCCAGGCUGGAGUGCAGCGGUGUGAUCUUGGCUCAUUGCAGCCUCCGCCUCCCAGGCUCAAGUGAUUCUCCUGCCUCGGCCUCCCGAAUAGCUGGGAUUACAGACAUGCACCAUCACCACACCUGGCUAAUUUUUGUAUUUGUAAUAGAGAUGGGGUUUCACCAUGUUGGCCAGGCAUGGUCUUGAACUCCUGACUUCAGGUGAUCCACCCGCUUCGGCCUCCCAAAGUGUUGGGAUUACAGGCAUGAGCCACCAUGCCCGGCCAGAUGCUAUGCUUAAUACAUUUUUUCCGAAUGUCACUCUAGUGAAAAUUUUAGGGGACACAAAAAUGAGACUGUUGUUUGGAGACAAUAUUUUUUGACAAGAGUAUGCACAAGACAAUGGCAGGUAUAAACGUUUUAUUGUAAAUAUGAAAAAGGAAAAAAUGCUUUCACUAUAUUAGAGGACUUGAAGUAACGUGAAGUGAUUCCAACCCUUUAUCUUUAUUUUAUUUAUUUAUUUUAUUAUUUAUUUUUUUGAGAUGGAGUUUCACUCUUGUUGCCUAAGCUGGAGUGCAAUGGAGUGAUCUCAGCUCACUGCAACCUUCACCUCCCGGGAGCAUGCUGCUCUAUCUUUUUUUUCAGAUGUUUGAGCUAUUCCAGGUUUUUUGGGAUUUCUGUUGGUUUGUUUUGUUUUUUGCUUUUCUACAUAAUUGUUUGGAUAAUCUUGUCAGUAUCUACGAAGUGCCUUGAUAGUAAAUAUAUUAACCCUGUGUAUCAAUUUGGGGUAAUUUCACAUUUUUUUCUAUGUUGAGUUUAUCAAUAAAUUGAUAUUGUAUAUGUCUCUA